Molecule: messenger RNA, 2994 nt
Organism: Lucilia sericata (common green bottle fly)
Lineage: Eukaryota; Metazoa; Arthropoda; Insecta; Diptera; Calliphoridae
Gene: tub
Product: protein Tube
Exons: 2
Coding region: 314-2023 (569 amino acids)
Biological process (GO): signal transduction
Molecular function (GO): protein binding
Source: RefSeq, a predicted model, not a curated record
UCCAUCAUGCAAAAGAAGAAGAAAUACGAAAGUGCCAUCGCGAAAAGUAGCCGCUCGCUUCUUGGGUGUAGUAAUAUUGUACAAAAAACUUGUUGAUUUUUCUUUAUUAUAACAAAAUAAUUGGCAAAUAACACAAACUCACACAUACAAUUAAUAAUAAUGUUUUAUUCUUAUCAGUGCUAAAUUUGUUUUUAAACAAACGACUACAGUGAUUUUGUGUAAAAAAUAUCUAAACAAACGAUAAGAAUCGGUCGGCAUUUCUUUUAUGCAAAAUUUGUGCAGAUUGUAGGACAAGAAAAAUAUCGUGAAAAUAAUGUCCUCCUCCUAUAACCGCAAUACAGAAUUGCGAAAUGUCCACACUAAAGAUUUAUACAAUUUGGCUGUUAUACUCGACGAUGACAAUUAUUGGCAGACUUUAAUGGAAAUAAUACCAAAAGAAUUGAACAAUCAAACAUUUGGUAAUACUGCACAAGAUUUGGAGAAAAUUGCCUCAGGCUCAGCGUAUGAACGUAAAUAUAAUAAUGAUCAUAUACGCCUAAUAGAGAAUGCAAUACGUCGACCUGGCGAAUCACGUCUAUAUUCACAAAUUCUCUUCGACGAGUGGGGUUCGUCGGGACGUAAACAUGAACGACCCACAUUGGGUGUACUCUUGCAUUUGUUGGUACAAUCAAAACUCUAUCGAGCGGCGGAUUUUGUUGCAGAGCUUUUGAAUGAACCCAAACCACAACGACCUUCAAAUGGUCCUGCUGCAGAAUUUGAAUUUGAAAUAGAUGUUUUUAAUGAUAUUCAAGAGACAGUAAAUGAUACACGCUUUUAUCCCAAUACAGAAGAUUUAGAAGAAAAUGUAAAUAUUGAUAUUAAUAAAGACUAUUAUACGAAAUAUCAUAAAAUUGUUGAUAAAAAAAUACCAACUAUAAAUGAUAAUACUGAAGAGCCAAUAAUGACAGUGGCUCCAAAACCCCCACCAAGGUUAUUAAAAUCAGCGAGAUUAUUAAAACAGCAGCAGCUGCAGCAACAACAACAGCAGCAGCUAUCAAAUCAAUUACUACAACAAACUGCCAAUAAAAAUGAUAUAAACAACAAGAGCCCAAAUAAUAUACAAGAACAAGUACAACAACAAAUCCAACAAUUGAAUACACAUUCGAAUAAUGAAAGUGUGUCAGUUUUGUCUUCAGCCUCCACAAAUAAUAUGCCCAAACUGUCGGCACUAAUGAAUUCAACAAAUAGUAUAAUUACUACAACUACAACAACAAUGACAACAACGAACUACUCAUCGGAAGUGAGUGAAACCGUAUUGCCAAAAUUAUCUGCACUGAAUAAUAGUUCCGAAAGAAUAUCUCAACAUUAUGGCGAGGAGGACGAAGAUGAUAGUUUAAAUAGUACACCUUCACUAAUUUAUACCAAACCAAAUAUUGUACAAGACCAUGACCAUGAACAUUCAGAUAUGAAUAGCAUACCAAUAGUAGUAUUAAGUAAACCUUUAAAUAUUGACACUAAAAAAGAACAAGCACACAGCGAGAAUGAUGUUGAAAUAAACGAUGAUUUGCCAGCGAUAAGCGCUUUAAAUCUAAAUGGCGAAAGGGAUGAAGUUAUAAUACAACAAAAUCAGCUUCAACAGAGUAAUAAUUUCGAAAAUGUACCCUCAGUUGCUUUAAAUUAUACGGGUCAUCGUAGGGCCAGUUUUGAGGAGUGUGCCGUCCAUGAUGAAGAUUUAAAUAUACCUUGUUUGGUGGCCAAUAUGAACUUUAACGAAAAUCCCUCCAGACAUCAACUAGAGUCGAUAGAAGAAGACUACAAUGGCAUUGAACAUGAACAUGACAACGAAGGCGUCGUAGGAGAACUGGACGAAGAUGAAGAUUCCAUACCGAAUUUAAGUUUCUUAGAGAAUCGUAGCUCCAACAAUGAGUCCAGUUUAACUAGUGUCACGAAUACCAGUGGUGACAAUAGUUUCGAGCAAAGUGUCAACGAUUGUAGUUCAACUUCCACUGACAAUGUUCCAUUUUUAAGUGUAUUUAAUCAGUAAUUUAUUACAGCUAUAUACAUACGUAAAAUUUUACUACUAUACAUACAUACGAUUAUUUUAUUAUAUGUAUUUAUUUUUUUAAGUACAAAAUUUUAAAACAUUUUAAAUGUUUUAAGUUAAUUUAUUAUUUAAAAUUCAUCUUUAAGAUUUACUGACCUUCAAACAUAAAAUUUUUAGUUAUAUUUCUUUUUGUAAUUCAUUCCAUGACAUUUACUAUAUUUAAAAUUAUUUGUCAAACUCAACUUUAUCUAUUUUCCGUAUUUGUCAGAUUUGUAGGUUAUAGCUUGAAGCUUACGGUAAACAGUGUUAUUUGUAAAAAUUGUUAUUUCAAAAUUAUUUUAGAUACAAUGAUCAUUAUUCUCGAAACUAUAGCUCAACGUUUAGUUUAACAAAUAAAACUUUUAACAACAGAACUAUAAUUUGCAUAUCUGACAAACAUUUUAAUUACAUAACUAUAUGAAAUUGUUAAAAAAAAAAAAUAAAAAUCUACGUUUAAUUACAAUUUAAAAUCCUUGUAAACAUUUUUAAAAAUUCUUAAAAAGUCCAUUUUUUACUGAAGAAAUGCUCAAAAUCUAAACUAUACUCUAGAAAAUUUUUUGGACAUACUUAUUUGACACUACAUAUUUCAUUUAUGCUUUGUAUAUAAAGUGACUGGAUGUAAAAAAACCUAAUUUCUUCCAUAAAAGUUUUACUUUGAAAUAGGUUAUUAACAAAAAUGUAUGCCAAAAGCGCAAAAUAUACCUUUUAUACCCUUUACCUUGUCAUUCCUUUGUACAAUCCGCAAUAUAAUUUUGCAAUCAUAUAAAGUAUAAAUAUAUUCUGAAUCCUUAUAGUUAGCAAAGUCAAUUUAGCGAUGUCUGUUUUUCUGUCUGCCUUUUCAGAAGUUAGCUAUUGAAAAAUCAGCAAAAUCGGUACAUAAGUAGCAAAGAUAUGAGCAAGAUUCCGGAAAACCCCAUGAUUUUUUUUUUUUU